AUGGUAAGCCAGAGACAGAGGAUAGCCAUAUUGACAGAGGCUGUCAACAUAAUGGGAGAGUAUGUACACAUGGCCAAGGCUUUACAAGACAACAGAAUUGCUAUAGAAUUGUGCGGGUCGAGGCUGUCGGCGCCCGUGGGCGUGUGGCGGAGCGCCCGCUACCCUGAGCCCCACGGCGCCCCUGGCCUCUGCAAUGUCACCGUCGCCCCCUUCAGGGAUGCAGAGUUCAUCAGGCUGGACUUCGUGGACGUGACGCUUGGCGCCCCUCGGGAUGAGGUCUGCGGUGAGGGCGGCCUCACCAUCUACGACCAGACGGGCGGCAGCGGGGGAGCCAUCUGCGGCGCCCUCACCAACUAUAGCACGGUGGUGCGGGUGCUCCCUUCACCGCUUGGGUGGCCGGUGGGGGAGGUGAGGCUCGUGAUGAACAUCCUCAAUGCGCAUUCAAAAUACGACAUCAAAAUCACGCAAAUCCUGCGCUCGCAGCUUAGCUUGUCUCAGGGCGGGCUUCCAGACAUCGGUAGUUUUCAACAGUCCCCGAACCUUGAGCUUGAUUUGUCCAACGACCACUCCGGUCCUGCUGCCCUCGUCCAGAACGCCACUCACGCUGUUGAAGCAGCAGGCUCUUAUAACACCCAAGUUUGGAAUCUUUCUAAUGCUCCUGACGAAAUAAGAAUAUUCAGAGCAAGUCCCGUGAUGACCAUGGAUGAGCAGGGCAAUAAACUAUUUUCAAGCAGCUUCCUCAACCUGGGAAUUCCUGUUCAGUCAGCUUCUAGAAUUGGAGGACAGGAGGACGAUUUGCCGCAGAGUCUACCAGAAGAACAGGAGUACCUCAUGAAAAAGCCCUUUGGGGAAGAAUUCAAUGAGAAUGAAUCGAUUAAAUUGAAAAAUGAGUCAAGUACAAACUCUGGUCACGAACCACAUGAUGAAGAGGUUUUACCGAUGAAUAAUUUUCAUGAUAAACGUAAAAGCCCAUCAAUCGGUGAAGCCAAAGCGAAGCAAAUCGUUCGAGACUCUUCCGGCAACCAACUCUUCGCAUCAAACUAUUUUAGCCUCUCCCCUGCUGACACGUCCGCGAUCAGAUCAACUGCGACUGAUCAACAUGGCGCUGAAAAUUUUGAGACCCAGGCGACUUUCCCGUCAAGAGAAUCCAUUGAAUAUUUCCCAGACGAUAACAGAACCUCCGCGUUAGUGGAAGCCCUCGAAGACUUCUCGAAAGACCAAGGGACUUCAAUGCUAUUGAAUGGCUCAGAAGACUCCAAAGAAAAUCAGGUAGCCAUUAAUUCAACAGACGCCUCUGAUGACUUUACAAAAGACCAAACAAUAUUCGUUCUUGUGAAAUUACCUACGCACAUUACUGAAUAUCAGAACACCACUUCGUAUACGGUAGCCUUUGAUAACAGGCUGCCACAUUCAACUAUUGAUCCUCCUAAUGACGAAAUUUCCUAUCUAAAGGUCCCGCUUUCGUCGGCAAGUGAAAUGAUGCCUAUUGAAACUGACACCAAGAAUUACACAGAUGAAGAUCAUAUGAAUCACGAUAUUUUUUCUCCUACAAACAUUAAGUCGGAGUUUCAACUUGUCUACCACGAUAAUACCGAAGCAGACGACGCUGUGGCACUCUCAGGAGAAACAAAACCAUCGAUGAGCUUGGAAAGGAAACAUAGCUUACAGUAUUUCACCUUAGAUCGCGUAGCACUUGCCCACCCACCUUAUAACCCCGAUGGAACGGAACUUUCCCACCCACUUAACAACCAUAAUGGAACUGAACUUGUCGAAUCACCUUACAACCCUCAUCGAGUGGAACCAGUUCACCAACCUUAUAACCCUGAUGGAGCGGAAACUGUUGACCAACCUUACAACCCUUAUCGAGUAGAACUUAUCGACCCACCUUAUCAUCCUGAUGGAACUGAAAUUGUUUACACACAGAAUUUAAGACAGGCUGCUGCUGUCGGCAGCCAACAAGGAAUCUCUUCUCAAACACAAGCAGCUCUCAAUGCCCUGGCGCGGAUGAAAAUCGUUCAGAUGCUCAGAACUUUGCACGAGGAAAAGGCUAAAAAUAUUAACACUGAUGGCAAUGAAGCAAUAGACGAUACACAAGUCAUGGGAGAUAAGGAAGACGUUGAUAUUGAUAACCAAGCAAGUAAUGUUUCUGAUGAAGGUGCAGACGAAUCCAACCCCGCACUGUACGUGACAAAAAUAGGAAAUAAGUUGUACUUUUUGAGACGUAAAUCCGAGAGCCACCAGGAACCCAAAUCCCCCACCAAUGUGAAGUCAGCCACUGGUUCGAAAGAUUUAAGUCUGGAUGAAAAGAGGCGUAAAAUCUACGCCCAGCUGGCCGAGAGGAUUAUUCAUGAAGAAAAACAGGUGAUUCCUCCUAAUCGCAACAUGGAGUCCAGUACCUUACUUCGCCUGAACACAGGAUCGGCGUUGAGUGACCUCGCUGCGAGAAACCAAAUGCAGGAAAACAAAAAAAUAGAAUUACUCGACAAACUCAAGAUGUUGUUCGAGCGCAGCCAUGACUCCUCCAUCAUGCAACAUCAUAACAUAGGGACUCAAAAACCGAGGGCUUCUUCAGGUCGAUCGCUCGGUGAGCGGAAGAACGACAAAUUUAUGGAAUAUUUUUUACAGCAUUUAAGAGAAGCGUUUUUAGAAAGUUUAUUGACCAGCAGCUUGGUACCUGAAACUUCAGCCAGCGGUGCAAGUUUAUGGAGUAUGUCUGAGAACAUCAUGACGAAACAGGCGCUACCUACUCGCAACAGAAGCUUGCACGUCAGACGGCCUGGGGCAUCAGCGCUGCUCGGGCUAACGAGGCUCAACGAACUGAUGCUGCAUAACUCUGAUGCUAUGCAUCAGCCAUCAAUGCCGCACCCCAGUGAUGGCUUGAAUGAUUCCUUCCAGUCCACUGCAGAUGCUUCGACUGUGGAACCAUUGAACUCGGUUAAUAAUGUCUCUACUGAUGAGGUCACAGCUGAUGAGGUCCCUCCUGAUGAGGUCUCCCCUGAUGAGGUCUCUGCUGAUGAGAUCUUUGCUAAUGAGGUCUCCGCUGUUGAAAUCCCAGCUGUUGACGAUGAGUUGGGUAUGGAUGUCAGAAAGGAACCUGAUUCUUCUAACAUUCAAGUCCCGCAGAACACUCCUGAUGUCAGUCAUUCAAUAAACCAGUUGGUGGAUGCAAUUAUUCUGCAAUGGGUGGAGUCAGAGUUGGACUCCAUUAAUCUGGAUGCUCAGCAAACCCAUACAAAUUCCAACUCAUCUACAGCAAGUGAAGUGAAUCGGGAUUUGAGAAAUAUGACCCAAUCUCUGACUGAUCUUUCUGCAGCUCAUUUGUUGAAGUCUUUAAUUUUAUCACAAAAUGAGAUCAACCCUGAAGAUAAUUCAGAUUUAAAAAUGAAUACUUUUCUAUAUCGUACAACUACAACGCCUGGUACCUCUCCGGAAGAAGAGGCGAUGUCCCCAAGCGGACCAAACCCUCUGGGGGCGUUGCCCGAACAGGCUACCGCACCACCAAAAAAUCUCGAGGUUCUGAAGGUAUUACAAGAAAACCUUCAAAACGCCAUAAAUGAACACAUUCUGCGCACGAUGCUCCAGGAACAGCUUCAGAACAUUCUUGUGGAACGUCAAACUCAGCCAAAUGACUCUACAAACAUAAAGCAACCCGCGCUCAUGACCGAUGAAAGAAAUGAUAGUUUGAUCGGAGCUCUUCAAGAUGAUAGUCCAUCUUUCAUAAUCGCCGAUAACGAUACGGAUUACUCAUUCCUUUACGAUGCGCUUUCUGUGCAAGAGGAGUCAACAAAAGGAUAUCAAACUGUUGACUUCGAUUUCCCAAGGCCAGAGAUUGCCAACAAGACCUCGUCUCUGAAGGGAACUGCACUAACAGACGAUUACGAUUUCCCGGACUACCACCCUAGUCAGGUCCUGCCAGACGUGUACCAGUACUCUGACUUCCCGCAAAGUUCUUUAGCAGAUCCUCGUCCUCCCAGCCUCGAAAAUGAUCAAAAUUCGAAUAAAAAUCGAAUACCAAGCAACGCUCUUGCUGUGCUGUUGCAAUUUGCUGGCCUGAAGCAAAGCCUUGCGUUGAACACGACAGAAAGCGCGUCAGAAACGUCAUCAAUAAGUUUGGACAAGACGAGGUUGUCUGACGUAGCUCCUGCCAAUUCAAAGGUGGUUCUCCAGCUCAUCGUCACAGGACAAAGCCAGGUUAUUCCAUCAGGACUCGACGACUCCGAGCUUGUAGACCCACCAAGAUCGUCUUUCCUGCUGGUAAAUUUCCCGCACCAUCGGGUGGUGAACAUCACAACUGCCGAGCAGAUUGAUAGAAACAUCACCAUCAUAUCUGGCAAGUUUAAUGACUCUCUUAUGUCACCUUCUUCAAAUGGUGAUGAUCUCAGUCCCCCUUUCACCAUCAGCGUCGCUCCCCAAUUCGAAUCUUCGGCCCACAUUUAUAAGGUUGGCAUCAUUGAUAAUUCCGCCUUGUUGGUCCACCGAAGUGACAACGGCACCGGAGACCCUCCUGUAGGAGGUACUGGCGAGUCCACAUUCUCUGCACUGAACGGUAGUGCCAACGACAACCUCGCGCAGAACGACGUCGAACAAGAAGGGGGUGUUCCGGUCACGGAUUCUCCUCAUAGGGCUCCUAGUGCCAGGUUUCCAACGCUCAACAUGGGCGUCAUCAAUUAUUCGAUGGACAAUUCCCUUAACGACUUGUCACCUGCAGCCACAACGUCGAUCAGGCCCGAUUUUGACUUGAACUCUUUAUCCGGUAAUGGAAGUUCUGAUCACAGUAAUGAUGAAAGUAGUAGAAUUAAUGGGGAAUAUCAUGGUAGUAAUGAUGAAAAUCAUGGUAUUGAUGGCGCUGCAACAGCAGAAAUGUCCGAGCGGGAAGUCACACCGAUAAACUUGACUCAUACGAUGAACGAAGACGAGAGCACAGUGGGUGACGUGGAUGCUGGGGGCACUGUGGGUGACAAAGAUGUUGAUGGGGGCACUGUGGGUGGUAUAGAUAGUGUCGUGAUGGACGUCGUGUCGAUGGGGAAUGCAUCCUCUGAAAUUCGUGUUACUGGUGAUUUUAGCUACUUAGAUACCGGAAUAAGUUCGGUUUCAAAUACUGGAGAGACCCCCGUUAUGGGGAUGCGAGGAGGAGAGCCCUUGCCUGGAGGAGUUCCCGCCAUCAACACGGUGGGAGGAGAGCCGUUGCCUGGAGGAGCUCCCACCAUUCAGGCGGUGGGAGGAGAGCCGUUGCCUGGAGGAGCUCCCACCAUUCAGGCGGUGGGAGGAGAGCCGUUGCCUGGAGGAGCUCCCACCAUUCAGACGGUGGGAGGAGAGCCGUUGCCUGGAGGAGUUCCCGCCAUCCACACGGUGGGAGGAGAGCCGUUGCCUGGAGGAGCUCCCGCCAUUCAGGCGGUGGGAGGAGAGCCGUUGCCUGGAGGAGCUCUCACCAUUCAGGCGGCGGGAGGAGAGCCGUUGCCUGGAGGAGCUCUCACCAUUCAGGCGGCGGGAGGAGAGCCGUUGCCUGGAGGAGCUCCCACCAUUCAGACGGUGGGAGGGGUGACCCGCAUCGCAGGUUCUUCCGUAUCCGCGACCGCGGAUGGCGCACCAAAGUUCGUCCUGUCGAAGUUCAUUCCAGGCAUUUCGUUAUCUGGAGGUUUGAGUCUGGGGCUUUUUGACGGACUAUUCGCAGCGAACUUAAAUUUCCAUACCAUCAACGAAGUAACUACAGGAAAUCCAAGUUCAAUUCGAAAUGACGACUUGUCUGAGCAAACGCUGAACUUGGAAAACGAAAUUCAAGAAGAAUCCGGAACAUUUUCUAUUAGUUCUUCUGAUCCGUCUUUGAGAAAUUUUAGCGCAGUAGAAACCAUGACCAACGAUACAAUUUCGGGAAGUUUUUUGGAUGGAACAAACUCGAUUUUGUUCGAUGCUGGCCAAAAUGUUUCGACUGUUGGAUCGGACAUUCAGUCCUUCGAUCUCUUCAACAUCGUCCAGCAGCUCACGAGUAUCGCUAACGUCACAUUCUCUCCCGAGACCUUUCUGCCUACCGCUGGUUCUCAAGCUUUGAUAAACCUGAACUCCGGUUCUCAAAUUUCGGCGAACCGAAGCUCGGUUUCUGAAACUUCAGCGAAACUAAAUUCGGGUUCCGGAGCUCCAGCGAACCAGAACUCGGUUUCUGAAGUCCCAGCGAACCAGAACUCAGAUUCUGCAGCUCCAGCGAACCAGAACUCCUCGGUUUCUGAAACUUCAGCGAAACUAAAUUCGGGUUCCGGAGCUCCAGCGAACCAGAACUCGGUUUCUGAAGCCACAGAGAAUCAGAACUCGAUUUUUGAAGCCCUAGCGAAUCAGAAUUCGGAUUCUAAAGCUCCAUCGAACCAGAACUCGGUUUUUGACGCUCCAGCGAACCAGAACUCGGUUUCUGAAGCUCCAGCGAACCAGAACUCAUAUUCUGCAGCUCCUGCGAACCAGAACUCGGUUUCUGAAGCCACAGAGAAUCAGAACUCGGUUUUUGAAGCUCCAACCAACCAGAACUCGGUUUCUGAAGCCCCAGAGAACCGGAACUCGGUUUCUAAAGCCCCAGAGAACCAGAACUCGGUUUCUGAAGCCCCAGAGAACCAGAACUCGGGUUUUGAAGCUUCAGCAAACCAUCACUCGGGUUCUCAAGCUUCGGCAAACCAGACCUCAGGUUCAUCGGGAGCCCCUUCGUCAAACGUGCCCACGCUGCCCCGCAACAUUCCCCCGCCACGGGUGACCGCCACAGUCCCCCCGCCGCCCCCACACGGUGCCUCGUAUUCC
This is a messenger RNA of Hyalella azteca, 6774 nucleotides long. RefSeq lists its product as uncharacterized. NCBI's taxonomy places the organism in Eukaryota, Metazoa, Arthropoda, Malacostraca, Amphipoda, Hyalellidae. The record is from RefSeq and is a predicted model, not a curated record.